UCUCUUCUUUUUCACCUCUCUCUCUUCAUCAAUUUCCAUUCCAUUCCUCUGUUUCUGUAACGAACUCUCUGAUUGUUUCGUUUUGAGUCGAAGAAAUCAUGAUUCGAAGGGGUUCAUCAACCUUAAACAAUUUGGUUCAAUCUUUACGAGUUAGUUCUUGUUUCACCCAGCUUGGAGCUUACUCUUCAAAAGCUUCGUCUUCUCUACAAGUGAACCGACUAUCACCGGCUUACUGCGAGGAUGAGUAUGCUAAUCUGGAUUGGGAUAAUCUUGGAUUCGGUAUUAUCCCAGCUGAUUAUAUGUACACCAUGAAUUGUUCUAAGGAUGGAAACUUUGUACAAGGACAACUUACUCCCUACGGAAAUCUUGAAUUAAGCCCUUCUGCGGGAGUUCUCAAUUAUGGACAGGGAGUGUAUGAAGGGACAAAAGCAUAUAGAAAAGAAGAUGGGCGUUUGCUUCUUUUUAGACCUGAUCAAAAUUCCAUCCGUAUGCAAAUGGGUGCUGAUAGAUUGUGCAUGCCUUGUCCAUCCACAGAUCAGUUCGUUGAUGCCGUUAAACAAGUGGCUUUGGCUAACAAGCGCUGGGUUCCUCCUACAGGAAAAGGAACUUUAUAUAUUAGACCAUUGCUAAUAGGAAGUGGACCGGUAUUGGGAUUGGCUCCGGCACCUGAAUACACAUUCCUCGUUUAUGCUUCCCCUGUUGGAAACUAUUUCAAAGAGGGUUCGGCACCAUUGAACCUAUACAUUGAAGAGGAGUUUGAUCGGGCUUCUCGUGGAGGAGCUGGCGGUGUCAAGUCCAUCACGAAUUAUGCACCUGUUUUAAAAGCAAUAGCCAGAGCCAAAAGCAGAGGAUUUUCUGAUGUUUUGUACCUGGACUCGGUGAAUAAGAAAUAUAUAGAAGAAGUCUCUUCUUGUAACAUCUUUAUUGUUAAGGGAAAUAUAAUUUCUACUCCGGCCACAAACGGUACUAUUUUGCAAGGAGUCACUCGAAAAAGCAUCAUCGAAAUUGCCCGUGAUCUCGGUUACCAGGUUGAAGAACAUGCUAUUUCGGUAGAUGAAUUGAUGGAUGCUGAUGAAGUUUUCUGCACCGGAACCGCAGUCGGUGCUGCUUCGGUAGGCAGUAUCACAUAUCAGGAUACAAGAAUUGAAUAUAAAACCAGAGGCGAAUCAGUGUCCCAGGAGUUGUACUCAACUCUUGAAGGAAUUAAACGGGGUAUCGUUGAGGAUAAGAAAGGCUGGAUUAUUGAAAUCUAGCAAGUCCUCAAAAUGUGAAGAUGGAUCAAGUGCGUGCAUUUGAUAAGGCCACUUCCAUAGUACAGAUUGUACAAAAAAUUUAAAUUAUGUAUAGUAUAGGUGCAGUACUCUGAAUUGGAAACAAAAAUUAUGGAAUUCAAAAUUUCAAAUGUGUACACCAAACAUUUAAUA
Messenger RNA from Mercurialis annua (annual mercury), 1424 nucleotides. Its product is annotated as branched-chain-amino-acid aminotransferase 2, chloroplastic-like. Gene Ontology annotation, biological process: branched-chain amino acid metabolic process. The transcript is spliced from 10 exons. Bases 99 to 1253 code for a protein of 384 amino acids. The record is from RefSeq and is a predicted model, not a curated record. Gene Ontology annotation, molecular function: branched-chain-amino-acid:2-oxoglutarate transaminase activity. Lineage: Eukaryota; Viridiplantae; Streptophyta; Magnoliopsida; Malpighiales; Euphorbiaceae.